AGGAGCCCGAGGAGCCGGGGCUGGCGGUGCAGGUGGUUGGAGAGUCGGGGAGCGUUGGAGUUCCAGGGCAACUUCUGUCCUUCCAGCCCUGGGUUUAGUUACAAGUGGAAGGCAGGUCUUUGAAACACAGGAUGGCUGCUCAGCAGCUACUCAAGCAAAAGAAAAAGCCCUCUAAGGAAGCAGUGCUGUUCCCUGAGAGCAUCACCACAGAGCAGCAGUCCCUGGUGCUGGUGAAAAGGCUGCUGGCCAUCUCUGUGUCCUGCAUAACCUACAUGAGGGGGCUGUUCCCAGAGAGCUCCUAUGGCACUCGCUAUCUGGAUGACCUCUGUCUAAAAAUUCUCCGAGAAGAUAAAAGCUGUCUGGGAUCAUUGCAGAUAGUCAAGUGGAUUCAAGGUUGUUUUGAUGCUUUGGAGAAGCAGUAUCUACACGUGGCUGUCCUUGCAAUUUACACCAAUCCCGAGACAGUCACUGAAAUGUAUCAGUUCAAAUUCAAGUACAAAAAGAAGGUGCCCCAGAUGGACAUCAGCAGCAACCACGGGGAGUUUGUGGCUGGGCUGUGCAGCAAGGAUGUCAAACAGGCCAGCAGGCUCCUGCUCAGAACCCUGUACCUGCUCAUGCAGGACCUCGGGCCACUGCCCAACGACAUCACCCUGAGCAUGAAACUCCUCUACUACAACGAUGUCACUCCCAAGGAUUACCAGCCCCCUGGCUUCAAGGAGGAUGGCAGCCCUGGUGACCUGUUGUUUGCUGGGGAUCCCAUCAGCCUGAAAGUGGGCUCAGUCUCCACUGACUUCCACUUCAUGAAAGUCAGAGUGACAACUGAGAAGAAGAGGGUGAGGAAGGCUGACAGCAACCUGAUCCAGAAGAAUGGCCCUACUGAGAUCUCCCACCAAGGGCUGGACUGCGAUGAAGAGGAGGAGGAGGAGACCACAGAGAAUCACCCUUGCCCUAUCAGAGCAGAUUCAAGUGAGCAUGAGGGGGACAAAUCCAAUCCAGGCAGGAAAACAGAAGCAUCUUCUUUUUGCCUUGAAGAUACAGGUAGCAAGAACAUGAAGAGGGGAAUAAAGGAGACGGAUGGGAUGCCUUGCUCAAGGGCGUGUCAGGAGAUAAACCUCCUGAACCUUGCCUUCAGCCAGGAAGAGGUAAUAGGACCCGAGAAGAAAAGGAAGGUCAGUGAACCAGAGAAGCUGCCUCUGAACGGCAGGAAAUUAUGUUCGUUCUGACACACAAUACAUCUGGAAGGUGUGAGUUUGCAUUGUCAUCUGACUGGUGCAGACCAGUGUUUAACUCUUCCCCAUCCCAUGUGUACUUCUGCAUGUGUAUUUGUUUCAUGAAAACUCUGGGUUGCCAGAGACAGCAACAUCGGAACUGUCACGGCAUUGUCAACCAGCUGCACUUGUUUGAUGUUGUUAAGUUAAGGAUUUAUCAUUCCAUGUGAAUGGUGUCUGUGUGCUUCUUUCUGCCUCUCUCCCUCACACCCCCUGCCCCUCACUGGAUAAAUCCUCUCUUCUGGGGCUGCACUGUCCUGUGCCACUCUGUCACCCCUAUUUAGUGGCAUCAUUUACAGAUGAACUCUGAGGUAUCAAUGCCAGCAGGC
Molecule: messenger RNA, 1597 nt
Organism: Ficedula albicollis (Collared flycatcher)
Lineage: Eukaryota; Metazoa; Chordata; Aves; Passeriformes; Muscicapidae
Gene: HORMAD2
Product: HORMA domain containing 2
Exons: 14
Coding region: 132-1223 (363 amino acids)
Source: RefSeq, a predicted model, not a curated record